Molecule: messenger RNA, 1104 nt
Organism: Symbiodinium necroappetens
Lineage: Eukaryota; Dinophyceae; Suessiales; Symbiodiniaceae
Source: the annotation of a GenBank genome assembly
AUGCGGCUGCUUGCGGCCACCGUGACGGUACCUGUGAUGGUGGCAGUUGCAUUCGCAAAGUUUCGUGGAUUGAAUCUGAGCCCUCAAGUGCUUUGGUACAGGGCCAGCACCUCACUCCGUGCCCUGAUGGCCAUCUACACGCUGCCAGACCAAGACGUGAAAGACUUCCUGGCUUCCUACGAGCUGUUUGACCAGGAACGUGUGUCCGGGAGCCAUGACUUCGAGAACACGGUGAAGUACUACAAGGUGCUCAACCAUCUUUGUGCCGUGGGGGAGGUGGAGAAGAUGUACAUCCCACCGGUUCUCGAUCCGACGGACGGUGUCUUCGAGAACCAGUUGCUUUGGGAGGAGUCCAUGUCUCAGCGCCUGGAUCUGGCACCCGGUGCCCGGGUCUUAGACCUGGGCUGUGGCCGAGGGCGCAUCGCGCACCACGUGGCCCGGCAUUCUGGGGCCCAUGUCACUGGCCUGAACAUCGACCAGAGCCAGCUCCGAGUGGCAGAGGACUAUGCCAGAGUCACCGGCCUCCUAGACAGGCAGCUGAACUUCGUGCAUGGGAAUUUCAACGACCCCUUGCCUUUUGCAGACGAGAGCUUCGAUGCCUUGUACCAGGUGCAGGUUCUGACCUACACGGUGGAGCCUCUGAAGCUCUUCCGGGAGAUGUUCCGGGUCCUGCGGCCCGGUGCAAAGAUCUCUUUCCUGGACUGGGUGCAGCUCCCAAACUUCAAUGAGUCGGAUGUGGGACACCAAGAGCUUCUCAGGAAGGUGAAGCCUUUGCUGGGGGCCGUGUGGACUCCGAAGGUUUCGGACUUCAUUGAGCCCUUAAAGGAGGCAGGAUUUCAGAUCCUCUCUAGUGAGGAGGCGAGCAGGACGGGAGGCCAGUAUGCUUUAAUCGAGAAGGCCCGGGUCUUCUUCGAGGCCGCCGGGAUGCUGCUUCGAGCCAUGACCAAGAUAGGGCUCCUCCCGAAACAUUUCGAAACUCUCUUCGACCGGCUCACGAAGGAUGGAGAGGCCUUCGUGGAGGGUGACAAGCUAGGGCUCUUUACUACGAGCUGGCAGAUCAUCGCGCAGAAGCCACUUGACCCUACAGUCGCUGUACUGAGCUAG